Molecule: messenger RNA, 2888 nt
Organism: Triticum urartu
Lineage: Eukaryota; Viridiplantae; Streptophyta; Magnoliopsida; Poales; Poaceae
Source: RefSeq, a predicted model, not a curated record
UUCGAAAUCAACAGGAGCGCCUCCUCCGAAACCGAAAGCCCCAAACCAGUCCAAACUAGCCGAGCGGCGGCCAUCUCAAAUCCAAAUCCCGCUCCCCGUCUCUCUCUCUCCCCUCUCCGCCCCGCUCCCCAUUUCGUCCACUUCUCCGCCCGCCUCAGAUCACAAGCCCUAACCUAGCCGGAGACCAGAGGAGGAGCCCUCUUCCUCCUCCCGACCUCCCCCCUCCAGCUGUUGCUGCUCCGCCAUGAACAACUUCCACGUCUACGAGGCCAUUGGCCGCGGCAAGCACUCGACUGUCUACAAAGGGCGGAAGAAGAAAACCAUCGAGUACUUCGCCGUCAAGAGUGUCGACAAGUCGCAGCGCUCCAAGGUCCUCAACGAGGUCCGGAUGCUUCAUUCUUUAGAUCAUGCAAAUGUCCUGAAAUUUUACUCUUGGUAUGAAACUUCAGCACAUUUUUGGCUGGUACUGGAAUAUUGUGUUGGUGGAGACCUCAAGGGCUUGCUUGAGCAGGAUAAGAAGCUGCCUGAAAGUGCCAUGCAUGACCUGGCUUACGAUCUUGUCAAAGCCCUCCUGUUCUUGCAUUCACAAGGAAUUAUAUAUUGUGAUCUGAAGCCAUCUAACAUCCUACUUGAUGAGUUUGGAUGCAUGAAGCUGUGUGAUUUUGGAUUAGCAAGACGUUUAAAGGACAUCGAGAAGACCGACCCUGGAGAUGUGCCACAACCUAUGAGGGGGACACCAUGUUACAUGGCUCCUGAGUUGUUCCAAGAGGGAGGGGUCCACUCAUAUGCUUCUGAUUUCUGGGCUCUUGGUUGUGUGCUAUACGAAUGCUAUGUAGGAAGACCUCCUUUCGUGGGCCGUGAAUUUACCCAGUUAGUCAAAUCCAUACUUUCAGAGCCUGCACCACCUUUACCUGAUAAUUCGUCAAGGUCUUUUCAGAAUCUGAUCAACUGCUUACUCAUGAAAGACCCAGCUGAAAGACUACAGUGGUCUGAACUCUGUGCACACAACUUCUGGAGAAACAGUAUGCCAAUGAUUCCGUUACCUCCUCAACCUGCCUUCGACAACAUGGUUGGACUUCCCACUACACCAUAUCUAGCUGAGCGAAAUGGGGAUAAACCCUCCAGACAGCUGACGCCACCCAAGACUCGUGAACACCUACGCAAGAAAGAUGAAAAUUCUGCCAAGAUGUUCACGACCCCUGUUAAGAAUGUGCUAACUGGUAAGAAAAAUAAUGCAAAACCUUGUAAGGCUGAUGGUUUGAAGGGUGUAAAUGUCCUUAGAAUGUCUCGCAUAGCUAAGAAAAAUUUGCAAAGGGAAAAAGACAAGGAGAACUACAGGCGUCCUCCCACAGAAACAGACGAAAAUGAGGCUGAAGUUAAGAUAGAAAAUAAUGACAUGGAGCUUGAUUUUGGUGAAAAUCCAGAAGGCGAUGCACCUGAUGAUAAUGAUGGAUCAGAUAAUGUUGGAUCCACAGCAGAUGAAAAGCAUACGACCGAAGGAACUGAUGGAAAUGAAGAGAACUGCAUAAAUCAGGUGGAUAUGCUCACGGAUGAGUGUUCUGUUAAGCCUGAUACCAUGUUGAAAGCUGAGCAGAACUGCUCAGAGAAUCCUGAUGUGGUGGCCACUCCACCUAGUUUCUGUAUGAGGAAAGCACGUCCGAAGAUAACUUCUGGUGCUGCAACGGGUUCUGAGCCGUCUAACAUCUUUGAAGCAUUCUGGCAUCCAACAGAUCUUGCUGUUAAACCAGUUAUGCCCAGUAAAAAAGGAGAUAAAGCUACUGAGACUGUCACUGUGCUUCCUUUUGAAGCUCUCCCUGCUGCUGAUUACAUCAGGUUACCACGAGAACAGAUGAAUGCAUUCCAUAGCCAGAUAAUUCAGAGUUUGAGUGGAUCUUUUCAGGUUUCAGAAAAACAGAAUAUCAUCAGAUACCUGGAGUUGCUAAGCAUGAACUCUGAUGCUGCAAAUAUAAUCACUAAUGGCCCAAUUAUGUCAUUGCUUAUAAAAAUGCUUCGACUAUCAAAAACUUCAGUCUUGCGUGUCCAGGUUGCUUCACUUAUGGGACUGUUGAUACGCUACUCCACUAUCCUUGAUGCAGAGCUAGCUAGUUCAGGAAUUGUUAAUGCCUUGUCAGAUGGCUUAAGGGACCGGCAUGAUAAACUGAGGAGAUUCUGUAUGGCAACACUUGGAGAAUUACUGUUCUACAUAUCAACUCAAUCUGAUCAGGAUAGCAAAGAAAGCAAUGCCCAGGAAUCUCCUAUGAAGGACAACAAAGCUGGUGCUUUGUGGCAGGUUAGAAACUCCAAAUGAAAAAUAUGCUCUACAUGUUUAUUUGCAUGUCAGUGGUUGAUUUACCUGGACUUACCUUCUAGUAUUACCCUAUACUGCAUCACGUUGUGAAAAGAAAAGUUGUGGCGGUAAGAUACUGGAAAUUAGAUUCCAACAUCUUUAGUACAGUAGUUGAUACUGAUUCUUCUAUAGGAGCAUAUUCCCUUUGCCCACCGUAAUGUACUGAAGUAGAAAUUUAUUAGAAGUUGAAACUGUAUUAACUGCAAGAACUAAAUCCACACAUAAACAUAAACCAGUGUAUAGCCCACACUAGAUAUUUUAGUGAGUUUUUUUUUGAGAAUUUAGUUAAGUAGAAAUUUAUUAGAAGUUGAAAGUAUAUUAGUGAGUUUAUUUUGAAAUAUUUUUAGAUAAAGUUUGCGUUUUAGACAUAGAGUUGCAAAGUUCAUAUGUUGUUGAAGUGCAUAAACAAAUUGAAAUGGUAAAUUUUGGUACAUUAGUGUUCUAGCAUAGUUAAGGCAAUUACAAUGGUCACAUCUUUUGGGAAGUUAAUAAGAAGACAUUAUUUUAAGGGGUGUUUCUUUCCACGAAGAGACAUUUUUUC